GUCGCGAAACAAAUUACACUUGACGGCUGAGUUAUAGGACGGCUGGCUUAUACCAUUCAGAUACGUUACGGCUGAGUUAUGCAUACUUUACAACUGAGUUAUGCAUACGUUACGGCUAAGUUAUAAUCAAAUUACGGCUGAGUUAUGCAUACGUUACGACUGAGUUUAUAAUUUUUAUAACUUUAUAGUUCUAUAGUUUUGGGUUUGAGGUUCAAAUUUAAGAAAAGAUUAAAGUUUUAAUAUUGUGUUCAAAAGAUAAACUUUAUAAUUUUUAUAACUUUAUAGUUCUAUAGUUUAGGGUUUGAGGUUUAAAUUUAAGAAAAUAUUAAAGUUUUAAUAUUGUGUUCAAAGUUGAAGGAAUGAUUUUUUCCCGCCCGCGAAAUAUAUUACACUUAACGGCUGAGUUAUAGGAACGUUACGACUAGCUUAUACCAUUUAGAUACGUUACAGUUGAAUUAUGCACACUUACAGCUGAGUUAUGCAUACCUUACGGCUGAGUUUAAUUAUAAACCAACCAUAAUCUAUAACCUAGAAACAAUAAAGCUUGCAGCCGUGUCGACAAAAUCUAAACUUAACUAAACCACCGCGUGUUUCUUCCAUAUCACGAGAGCCGGGAGGUCAUUAUUUUCUUCUUCCUUCGCCACCGCAGUCUCGUUACCACGAGAGCUCCGACGUCUUCAAGCCACACAACGGUUUUGCUAUCUCCUCCACCAUCAAGCUCAUCUGCCUUAUCCACCUUCUUCUAGUAACAAGAACAAAUUCAAAACACAGAGAAAGAGCGAGAGAGAUUGAAAGAGAGAGAGGUGGCCAGUGUGGUGACAAGCGGUGGUAGUGGCGACUACGGUGAAGAUGGAGACCGGCAAAAAUGGAUCUGAGAAACAGAAACAAGGACGACGUUGGCAAAUAUAGAUGGCGACGAGCUCAAUAUCUGUGACUACGGCGAAGACCAGUUUUCUUCAACACUUUUUUUUUCUCCGACAAUCUUCUUUUCUUCUUUGACGUUUUUUCUUCUCUCACUUCUAAGAUUUACAAACCAAAUAUACUAAGGCAUAAGAAAUGAAUGAUAAUGUAUGAAUCUCUCUUGUUUACAAGACAGAAAGUGAGAGAGAUGAAGAAGAUCUGGAACUGUAAAGAACUCUCGAAGGAGAGAGAAGAGGAGAAGGAGACGUCAAAUAGAAGAGAGAUAGUGAAGAAAAAAAUGCAUUUUAAACCAUUAGAUCAAAACUAAUCAAUGGUCAAGAAUUGUAAUCCUUGUACUAAAAAAUCUAACCAAUGAGAAAGAAGUUAGAAGAUAACCACUAGAUGGAUUUGUAGCCCUUAGAUUAAAACAAUCAAUGGUUAAUGUUUUAAUUUUGAUGGUUAAAAUUAUAUUUUAUAUUAAAAUAUAUUUUUGAUAAAGCUUUAAAUUUUAAAACUUGGAUUUUAUGAUUAUAUGUUGAUUUUUGAUGUAUGGUUUAAAUAUGAAGUUUAAAGUUUAGGGUAUAUAACUGAGUGGGUUUAGGGUUUGGUAUAUAGUGUUUUGGGUUUCGAUUUAAGAUUUAAGAUUAUAUUUUUAAAUAACAAAAAUAUUAGAGUUUUAACAUUUGUAGUUAGAAUUUAUGGUAGAUGAUUAAUUAAUUUUUUUAAAAAGUUUGAAGUUUAAUGUUUUAUGGUAGAGGUCAAAGUAUGUGGUUCAAGGUUUAGGGUUAAAGGUUCGAAAUAGAUAUAGUUUGAGAUAACGUUUUGAAAAUAUUUAACUUUAUAAUUUUAUAUUUAAUAUUUGUAGUUUAAAUUUUAAUACAUUAUAAAAUAUUAUAAUUUUAUAUUGAAAAUAUUGAACCCUUAGACUAAAAUCAAUCAAUGGUCAUGAAAAAAGCAAUAUAAUUUAUAAUUUUAGUUCUUUUUAAUUUGUUUUAAAAAUUGCUUAAAACUUAAAAAAUGUAGUUACGGGUUUAAAUCAAAAUUUUUAAAUUAAAGAUUAUUUUUUUUAAAUGAUUAAAAUUUGAGUUUAACUCAAAACUAUAAACGUAAACUUUAAACCUAAACCUUAAACUUUAAAUAAUAAUAAAAAUAUUGGAUUUAAUGUUCAAAGAUAAACUUUAAAUUUUUAUAACUUUAUAAUUCUAUAGUUUAUGAUUUGAGGUUUAUAUUUAAGAAAAGAUUAAAGUUAGAGUCUUGUAAGUCAGAAUUGUAUAAGUGAUUGUAAGAGAACAUAUAUCUCAAGAUCAAGUUAAAGUCUCAACUUGAAGUUUAAGAAACUAUACACAUUCAGUUGAUUUUAUAUUCACUUGAUAUUGAUAAGAUGAUCUUCAAUAUAACUUCUUAAAGUACUUGAAUUCAGUUUUCUGAUUUUAGGGUAUGUUUGAGGUAUUGUUGAUUUAUAUAAACGAUACGGCUGAGUUAUUUUAACAUUUUUUUGAUUUUAAGGUAUGUUUGAGGUAUGGCUGAGUUAUGUAAACGACACGGCUAAGAUAUAUAAACGACACGGCUGAGUAGUGUAAACAUAGCAUAAAUCAAACACACAAUACAUGGGUGAGUUAUGUUUUUUACAUAGAAUAGAAAACCAAAAAUACAGGUUUUCUGCACCAUUCCGGUAUUCGUCCAUGUAUCCAAGCUUCAAUGAACUCCUCUGUGCCGUCUCUACUGAAUCUGUCACUUCUUUACAUCUCCUUCAUUUUCUUUUUGUUCAAUUUUCUCUCACUCAGAUCUAAAAAAAAAAAUAGAUUAUCAAAAUAUGGGUAUGAAAUCACAAACAAACUUAAUUAAAUACAUCCCACAAUUGUUGAUCUGGGUAUUUUUUGGAAUGUAUUUGUCUUUUCUCCUCAGAAUGCACACUUCUUAUAGCUAGGUUUUCGGAGAUUGGCAGAAAGUAACCCAGCCACAACUGCAUAUAUAAACGAAAUUGCAUAUAUAAACCAGCCGUAAAAGAAAAGUAACUCAGCCACAACAUAAAUUAAAAUUCAGCCACAAACUCGAAAAACGCAGCAGAGAAGAUGAUUUCGGGAGAUUACAGCGAAAAAUAUUUCGUAAAAACGAUCGGAGACGACGAUUUCGGGGAAGACGAUAUCGGAGAAGACAAGACAGAGAGUUAGUUCGAGGAAGACUGAGUAAACACAAUGUCGAUGACGAUUUCAGGGAAGAGGCAGUUAGGGUUCCUUUAGUUCUUCGACGAAGUUGUGCUGUGUUGUUGUGUUCUUUUUUCAACGUUAUGUGGAUACUUAAUUAGUGAUGUAGAUUUAAUGUUUAAAAAUAAUUUCAAUUAAAAAAAAACUAACCAAAAACCCUUAUUGUCAUUUACUAGGAGUAUCCAAGCACUUUAAUAAUUUUUAAAAGAUGUAUAACACUCUAAUAAUAAACCAACUUUUCUUAUACAUUACAGUAAUUUUCUAUUUUCUUUUUCCGCCGUUUAUAAUCAAAAUAUAUAAUACACAUUUCAUCUUUGGACCCACCUAACCCUACCUACAAUAGGAUGUUCAUAUUCUCCCGGGCUAUAUAUAGUUGCAUUUCUCAAUCUCCCAAUACACCAAACACACAACAAAGAGCAAUAAACAAUUCUCACCCCACUCAAGAUCUUUCAUCCUACUCUCAACAUCUAAAUGGCUUCUAAUGAAGAAGGCUCUAUUGGAACCUCCUUGCAUGGAGUCACUGCAAAAGAACAAGUCUUCUCCUUCUCUGCCGAUGCUUCAUCCCAAGUUGUCCCAUCGAACGACCCAACUUCUAAAUUCGCCCUUCCUGUUGAUUCGGAACACCGGGCCAAAGUGUUCAACCCACUCUCAUUUGCUAAACCUCACAUGAGAGCCUUUCACUUAGGAUGGAUCUCAUUCUUCACUUGCUUCAUCUCAACCUUCGCCGCUGCACCUUUAGUCCCCAUCAUCCGUGACAACCUCGACCUCACCAAAACCGACAUCGGGAACGCAGGAGUAGCCUCCGUCUCCGGUGCCAUUUUCUCAAGGUUAGCCAUGGGAGCGGUUUGUGACCUCCUCGGAACACGGUACGGAACCGCCUUCUCGCUCAUGCUAACCGCUCCAAUGGUCUUCACAAUGUCGUUUGUGACCGGCCCGGUUGGAUACUUAGCCGUCCGGUUCAUGAUCGGGUUCUGCCUCGCCACGUUCGUGUCUUGCCAGUAUUGGACCAGCGUCAUGUUUAACGGGAAGAUCAUAGGGCUAGUGAACGGCUGUGCCGGUGGGUGGGGCGAUAUGGGAGGUGGAGUUACUCAGCUACUCAUGCCAAUGGUCUUCCACGUCAUCAAGUUGGCAGGAGCCACUCCGUUCAUGGCUUGGCGCAUAGCAUUCUUCGUCCCUGGCUUUCUUCAAGUAGUAAUGGGCAUCCUCGUCCUCACUUUUGGCCAAGAUCUUCCUGAUGGUAACCUCAGUACCCUUCAGAAGAGUGGUCAAGUCUCUAAAGAUAAAUUCUCCAAGGUUUUCUGGUUCGCUGUGAAGAACUACAGAACAUGGAUUUUAUUCGUUCUUUAUGGAUUUUCCAUGGGAAUUGAAUUAACUAUCAACAACGUUAUCUCCGGAUAUUUCUUCGACAGGUUUAACCUAAAACUUCAAACAGCCGGUAUUGUAGCCGCCAGCUUCGGAAUGGCAAACUUCUUCUCCCGUCCUUUCGGUGGCUACGCUUCUGAUGUAGCAGCCAGACUAUUUGGCAUGAGAGGCCGGUUAUGGAUCUUAUGGAUCUUUCAAACCGUGGGAGCUCUCUUUUGCAUCUGGCUAGGUCGUGCUAAUUCACUUCCCAUAGCCAUUUUGGCAAUGAUACUUUUCUCAAUCGGCACACAAGCCGCUUGUGGAGCCCUCUUCGGGGUUGCACCAUUCGUCUCGCGUCGCUCUCUAGGGCUCAUAUCGGGACUAACUGGCGCGGGAGGAAACUUCGGAUCCGGUUCGACUCAACUGCUUUUCUUCUCAACUUCGAGGUUUAGUACAGCGGAAGGACUCUCGUUGAUGGGUGCUAUGGCGGUUUUGUGCACGCUGCCGGUUGCGUUUAUACAUUUUCCGCAAUGGGGAAGCAUGUUUUUGAGACCGUCUAGCGAUGGAGAAAGGUCUAAGGAGGAAUAUUAUUACAGCUCUGAGUGGACGGAGGAUGAGAAACAACAAGGGUUGCACGAGGGAAGCAUCAAAUUCGCUGAGAAUAGUCGGUCUGAGAGAAGCAGGAAAGUAGCUUUGGCUGACUUUCCGACACCUGAGACUGGAACUCUGAUGCGAACCAAAUGGUUCAAUCAAGAUAACCAAAUCAAACCAGACGUGGUUAAGAAGAUAGAAGGCGUUUCCAAAUUUCCUUAUUGUUGUUUCACGUUUCCGUAAGUGUAGGAGAUUGAUCUCCAUAUCUUUAUUUAUUUAGUUAUGCAAUUAUGUUUCCUAGUUUAUAGGAUUGUGGAUCUAUCCACUAGUACUUUUAGUUUGUAUUUAAAAGGGUCCUUGUAAAGAGAAUGGAUAUGGAAAAAGAAAAUUGACGUAACUAGUUUCUUAAGUCUUUGGGUGCCAUCAUUUGGUAUCAGAGCAAACUCUCUUAGCUUUGAGGAGGGGCCUUAAUUGGCAUCAAAGCAUGUUUUGUUUUUGAUCCGGACCACCUUGUGGUAUCAAAAACUUCUAUCUCUUUUUUUCUAUUUUUCAAAAAAAACAAAAAGAAAACAAAAAUUGUAGUGAUAUAAGAUAUGGGAUGCAAUCAAGAGUUCAUCGAAGAUAUAAAGAUCACACUCCUCCGUCAAAUGCACGAUGAGUUCCAAAAGAUGAACGUUUCUAUGACUGAAAGUUUCAGGAGUCUUGAGGCUACCGUGAAUCAUAUGGUGGAGAUAGUGAGAAUGAUGAAAGCUGGUGAUGGUACUGCAUCUCGUUCGUCACAAACGGUUUCGUCACCAAAGCGCAGACGAGCUCGAUCAACUCGGAUCAGUCACCAACAUCACACUUUCUGGAGCAAAAGACGACACAUACCCAAGAAGAAGAGAAAGAAGAUCUCACCAAAAAAGAAAAGGAAGAAAACAAUGCAAACAAAGAGGAGGAAGCAACAACAAGAAAUUAAGUCUACAAGUCAAGCGUUUGCAUGGAUGUAUCGGCAAGGACUUUCACCAACUGAAGCAACGUGGAAAGAUAAACAAGCUUUCAUAAGAACCUUGAGGACAAGGUUCAUUUUGAAUGGAGGAGUAUUGAUGCGAACCAAAUGGUUCAAUCAAGAUAACCAAAUCAAACCAGACGUGGUUAAGAAGAUAGAAGGCGUUUCCAAAUUUCCUUAUUGUUGUUUCACGUUUCCGUAAGUGUAGGAGUUUGAUCUCCAUAUCUUUAUUUAUUUAGUUAUGCAAUUAUGUUUCCUAGUUUAUAGGAUUGUGGAUCUAUCCACUAGUACUUUUAGUUUGUAUUUAAAAGGGUCGUUGUGAAGAGAAUUGAUAUGGAAAAAGAAAAUUGACGUAA
This is a messenger RNA of Brassica napus (rape), 6380 nucleotides long. RefSeq names its product high affinity nitrate transporter 2.3-like. Gene Ontology annotation, biological process: nitrate transmembrane transport; cellular response to nitrate. Gene Ontology annotation, molecular function: nitrate transmembrane transporter activity. Lineage: Eukaryota; Viridiplantae; Streptophyta; Magnoliopsida; Brassicales; Brassicaceae. Bases 3576 to 5279 code for a protein of 567 amino acids. The record is from RefSeq and is a predicted model, not a curated record. Gene Ontology annotation, cellular component: plant-type vacuole membrane; plasma membrane. The transcript has 3 exons.